This is a messenger RNA of Peromyscus leucopus (white-footed mouse), 4097 nucleotides long. RefSeq names its product C-C chemokine receptor type 2. The record is from RefSeq and is a predicted model, not a curated record. The transcript is spliced from 2 exons. Gene Ontology annotation, molecular function: chemokine (C-C motif) ligand 5 binding; C-C chemokine receptor activity. Gene Ontology annotation, cellular component: cytoplasm; membrane. Gene Ontology annotation, biological process: inflammatory response; positive regulation of monocyte chemotaxis; blood vessel remodeling. NCBI's taxonomy places the organism in Eukaryota, Metazoa, Chordata, Mammalia, Rodentia, Cricetidae. The coding region runs from base 763 to 1827 and encodes 354 amino acids.
ACUCAUAGAUGUCUACUUAAAAUGCAUAAUUAUGUGUCUCAGCAGCUGCCAGAUUUAGGGGAGAACCAAGAAAUAUGUUUAGUUCCCAGGAAAAUAUGUGGUAAACCCUUUGAUAUUCUUUUGCCAGUUGCUUUAGUUUACACAAAAGAGUCAUACCGAGCAGUAAAUGGAGGACAGAAGGGGAGGAUGGGUAAAAGAAGGAACAAGGUUCUGUUCUGUAAUGAACCUCCUAUCUGAUGUUAAAUUGGCUGGAUUUUACUUUAACUAAGGACAACUAUGAGGAGAACAAGCUAUGUUCUUGCCCUUUUGGCUUUACCAGUGAGAAGCUGAGGUAUUGUGUACAUUAUUUGUCACUUGAACAGCCCUUGACUCAAACAUGGGCUUUGAGUAAUGGAUACAAGUGUUCUUUUAGCUUUAAUACUCUUUACUUCUUUCUAAUUUCUAAUGGACUGUGGAGUUGGUGAGCAGAGAACAUAAGUAAAAUAAUGUGAGGAGGGAAGCUCCUCAAUAAAAUUUCAGACCAGAGCUGCCUUCUAUUUUCUGCUUUAAAUGCAACUUUGAAAAAAAAAAGAAGAAGAACUGAUCCAACACUCCCACACAUAUACUGAAACACUACGUAAUACCCUUUCUCAUAAAACUCCACCCCCUUUGAAAGAAAUUGUGUUUCUUACUUUACUGUCUAUAUGUUUGAUUUGUACAACACUCACAGACAGAGGAGCUGAGACAUCCGUUCCCCCUACAAGAAACUCUGGUUCUUAUAGGAUGGAUUUGCAAGUGUCAAGUCCAACCUAUCUCUAUGAUAUUGAUUAUGGUAUGUCAGCACCCUGCCAAAAAACCAAUGUGAAACAAAUUGCAGCCCAGCUCCUGCCCCCACUCUACUCUCUGGUAUUCAUCUUUGGUUUUGUGGGUAACAUGUUGGUCAUUCUCAUCCUGAUAAGCUGCAAAAAGCUGAAGAGCAUGACUGACAUCUACUUGUUCAACCUGGCCAUCUCUGACCUGCUCUUCCUGCUUACUCUCCCAGUCUGGGCUCACUAUGCUGCAAAUGAGUGGGUAUUUGGAGAUAUAAUGUGUAAAUUAUUCACAGGGCUCUAUCACAUUGGCUAUUUUGGUGGAAUCUUCUUCAUUAUCCUCCUGACGAUUGAUAGGUACUUGGCUAUUGUCCAUGCUGUGUUUGCUUUAAAAGCCAGGACAGUCACCUUUGGGGUGAUGACAAGUGGAGUCACUUGGGUGGUGGCAGUGUUUGCCUCUCUCCCAGAAAUAAUCUUUAUCAAAUCUCAAAAAGAAGGUUUUCGUUAUACAUGUAGUCCUCAUUUUCCACACACCCAAUAUCAUUUCUGGAAGAGUUUCCAAACGUUAAAGAUGGUCAUCUUUAGCCUUGUUUUGCCCCUACUUGUCAUGGUCAUCUGCUACUCAGGAAUCCUCCACACCCUGUUUCGCUGUAGGAAUGAGAAGAAGAGGCACAAGGCUGUGAGGCUCAUCUUUGCCAUCAUGAUUGUCUACUUUAUCUUCUGGACUCCCUACAACAUUGUCCUUCUCCUGAUCACCUUCCAAGAGUUUUUUGGACUGAAUAAUUGCAGUAGUUCUAAUAGACUAGACCAGGCCAUGCAGGUGACAGAGACUCUUGGAAUGACACACUGCUGCAUCAACCCUGUCAUUUAUGCCUUUGUUGGGGAAAAAUUCCGGAAUUAUCUCUCAGUGUUCUUCCAAAAACACAUUGUCAAACGCUUUUGCAAGCACUGUCCAAUCUUCCAGCAAGACAAUCUUGAUCGUAUAAACUCAGUCUAUACCCGGUCCACAGGGGAGCAGGAAGUUUCUACUGGUUUAUGACCUGGGCUAAGUUUUGUGUAUCACUUGGUUUUUCUAUGUAGCUUGGGAGUCGGAAUGUUUUUUUAAAAAAAGAAGUUACUAUCAUUGAGGGCCUAAGAUACAUGCAUGUUUUGGAUAUUUAUUUUAGAUAGAUUGGGUCUUUUAAAGUCGAUUGAUUUUAGAAAGCCAAAUGAGAAUGUAUUGAUAAGGUAGCAAUUCCUGGUCUCAUUCCCGCUUACCUCCAGUUAUUGGCAAACUCUUCUUUAGCCACAAAAAUUCACUACAAAAAAAAAAAUUCCCAAGAACUGGGAGUCUUUUGAGCUUGACUAUCUGAACAGAAAUAACAACAUCAAUCAAGAAGAAUACCUUGUACAGUUUUUUCCCUUACAAGGCAAAAUUCAGGCUAUAUAUGUACUUAAAAUAGGUUUUUGUCUUGCCCUGAGAAGAAGAGAUGAGAGUGGGAUUAGUUAGGAGAUAGAUAACUAAGUUACAUGAAUUAGUUCUAUAGACUUGCAUGAUCAGGUGAAUUCUCUGUGACCUGGGAGGGCUGGAAACAAAUCCCUUUAUAAGAAGGGAUUUGAACUGGAUCAUAUGUUAGCAAAUGAGAGGGAAACCAUUCUUUGGGUGGCAUGACUGCACAAGCAAAGCAAAGGUAUACUUGUGGGUAGCUGGAAAGGCCAUGGAGAGAAAUGUCAAGGCUGGAUCAAAAUGCAUCAUGUCAGCAUUGCUCCUUCAAGUUAUAUGCAGGGUGGGAGCACCUGGUUAGGUUUGUACAAAGCCUAUUUCAUGGCUAAGAGUGUACUGACAAUGGUGAGCAUUUAGGGAAAGUAGAUCAGCAACAAUAAGGUCAGAGUGCAAUCAAGUCACCUAGACAGUGGGAAAGUACCACUUCUGCAUACAGAAUGUAGAGUCAGCAGAACUUGCGGUAAAUUUGAGGUAGAGGUGAACAAGAAGACCUAGGCUCAAGCACAUUGGAAUAAUUGUUGAAGAAACAACAAAUACAAAAGAAGAGUACAAGAAAGAGUCUGGUUUAGGGUAGUCUCAUUUUACAACCUGUUACCUCAGGCUAGCAUUUUGUUCCUUCCCUCAGACACAAAUCUUGCCAUACCAGCUUUGAAUCUUAAGGGGUAGCCAGGGGGCUGUGAAACACCUGGCAUAUGAAUCAUGAACCUAAAAUCUAGGAAUAAUAUGGACUCCUUGUGGAUUCUAGCUGAGGGUUGCUUAUACAGUUUAAACCCAGACCUUUACAACCUUGAGCAGAGGCCCUAAGAUAUGAGGGGAAAACAUCAAUUUUCUCUAUUUACCUAGCAAUCAUCAAAUCAGAGAGAUAAUCCAUCCUUUUAGAAACAAGUUGCUGUGAGCUUCAGAAGUCAUGAAAGUGUAAUUACCACCCUCUGUGUUCCAGGCUAAGUUUGAAGGCUUUAGUAACUCUUUACAGAUGGCUUCUUUACACAAGCAAUGCUAUUUUUAGCCACUGCAGAGAGAUUUAGGAUUUUUUGUUGUUUUUGCAGUUGCUAUUUAUGAUAUUGUUUUGAAUUUUGGAGCAGUUAAGAUCUUCAUAGUGAAGACUAAGGGAAGAAACAAAAGGGUGAGAAUCACUCAGAGGAUUAAAGUGUCUGGUUAACAAAAGGUGUUACUUGUUUUUCUCGAGCUCUGAAUGUGAAACCAGAGCCUUGUGGCUGUCAGCAAGGAGAUGAGCAUUUGCUUUUUUCUUUCCUGGAAUCCACAUUUUCUCCCCCAAUAUGUAGCUGAGACUAGACUCAAACUCAUGAUCCUCCUUCCUACAUCUCAAGCACUGGGAUUACAGGUGUAUAUGAACACACCCAGCUCUGUAUUUCUAUAUUCUUAAGCAUAUAGAAAGUUGUAAAUUCUUUGAAGAUAUGAGUCUUAUAAAAAAUGCUUUGUAAAAAAUAAUUUCAUUAUUGUUCUUUCAAUCAAGUGUACAUUCAGCGAGUAGUACACAAAAUUAUGAGAGUAUUUUAUAAGUAGUUGUUUUGAAGAACAUCCCCAAAUAGUACUUAUUUAAAUAUAGUCCUUAGCUUAAAUGUAUGGUGAUGGUGAUUAUAUUUUCUUUAAAAUAUUUUUAACAGUCAACUUUCUUCCUGAGACAAAUUGUUGUAACAAUUUGUUGUUAAAGGUGUUACUUCUAAGCAUGUAGUUCCUGAGCAGAGUUGCCUUGAAAGAUUGUAAAUUUCAAAUUGUGUUUACCCUCAACCAAAAGAGUUUUAAUAUACUUACAAAUUGAUGUCAGAAGUCAAGAAUCUGCUUGAAAAUAAAGACAUGCAACUUUA